Molecule: messenger RNA, 2600 nt
Organism: Heterobasidion irregulare TC 32-1
Lineage: Eukaryota; Fungi; Basidiomycota; Agaricomycetes; Russulales; Bondarzewiaceae
Exons: 7
Coding region: 65-2329 (754 amino acids)
Biological process (GO): positive regulation of transcription by RNA polymerase II
Cellular component (GO): nucleus
Molecular function (GO): DNA-binding transcription factor activity; transcription cis-regulatory region binding
Source: RefSeq, a predicted model, not a curated record
ACGAUAUUGGCCGCAUAUCCCCUUGCACUCUCCCCUCUCCUCACUACUCCCACCACGCCCCGCCAUGACCGCCAGGCCGUCCUCCAGCAACUCGCAGAGCGGCAGCCAGUCCUCUCCGUCCGAUUUCACUUCCUCUGUCGAGACGUCCCCCGCCACAAUCCCCAUCGCCGUACGCGCCAGCUCAGCCGACGGCGCGUCGCCCCGCUCCCAGAGUGCGCACACCACCCCCAACAUCCUCACGCUCGACCUCCAGCGCUCGACCUCCACGGGAAGAGGUGGCUGCUGGACGUGCCGCUUACGCAGAAAGGCACGUCGCUGUUUCACCCUCUCCAUUUGCCCCGCAGUCGAUGCUGACCGUCGCGCCCCACCAUCCCCACAGAAAUGUGACGAGCAGAGGGAGGAGGAAGGCUCGUGUCAUACUUGCCGCCGGCUCCAAUUGAGAUGUCUGGGCUGGGGUCCUAGGCGACCAGACUGGAUGCGGGAUAAGGACGCCGUUCAGAACUAUAAAGCGGAAAUAAAGGCGCACCUAUUGCGCCUCGGACUGAUUCGCGGGCAGCCCCGGUCCAACUUUAUCAGUUCUUCGCCUUCGACCCCAUCCGCAGGUCCCAACGCCCUGCCGUUCCCAACGCACAUGUUUCAGCAUCAGGAGGGAUCGACGAAUGAAUACGCUUUUCGCCUUGACGACUCGCCAAUGACGCUAGCAUUCUCGUCCGGCGUGCCUUCUGUACCCAUUCCCCACGAUCUGGGAACCGCGGGUUCCUCAUCGUCUGCAGGAUUCUCGGGGCCAUCACCCGCUCCUGAAUUCUACGAAUCAUCCAUGUUCACCUUCCAAUCCGCGUCCGCUUCGCCAUCAAGCUCCCAGGGACAUCAAAAUCUGCUGCAAUUUGACACAUUCGCCAGCGCGCCCGAACGUCCAUCAUAUGAAUACGAUGCGCACGGCCAGGCGCUUCCUGCCGUCGCUGGGACAGACCAAAACGACAACGUGCGCAGGGAACACAUUGCGUAUUACUUCAACCACGUAAGGGGACUGCAGUACCUCUUCUCCUGUAAAACGGCCACAGAUGCGGCGAACGCGAGCCUCGAGCAAGAGCCCCAGGGCGCCUUAUCGAACGCAAUAUGUGCGCUGUCCAAUCUGCAUUACAGCAGCAGCCAGCGCAGGGGUAGCUUCGACGCAUCGCCCGACCAGCUUCCAAAUGACUCGCUCGCACAGUUCUUCCAGAGCCAAGCUGCGAUUCAGCUCCAGAGCGCGCGUCAGCGAGUGCACUACACUGAGCACGACGCGAUGGCGGCGCUCCACCUUGUUAGUUACUCUUUGUCGUCCACAGGAGGGAAAAUGAUACGCGGCGCAACAGAGUGGGCGGGGAUGCUGGAAGUGGCUUCAGAGUGGCUGACGCAGACAAAUCUACACGUCGAUGAGAAUCCAAAAUUGACCCUGAUGAAGAUGAGCAAUCAAGCUGCGUUCGCAGUGAAAGCGACCACGUGUAUGGAUAUUUUCAUGAGCGUGACGCUGCAGCAGCCUCCACGCCUGCUCGCGCUCUACCGACGGCUUUUGGGCAGAGGAGGUGGCUACUGGGCCCCCUCUGGCUCACAUAGAGGAAGCGUCAGCAGCGGUGAUAAGACCACGGAGCGCUACGACGUGCGAAUGGACCGGCUCACAGGGUGCAGCGACGGCGUGAUGCUUGCAUUCGCAGAGAUAUCGGCUCUUGCACAUUGGAAGGUACAGGAACAACGUAGCGGGACGCUCAGCAUCCGGGACCUCGUCGCGCGUGGGCAGGCCAUCGAGCGCAUGAUGCAGCAGCAAUUGCAAGCCGAGGCAGGUACGCAGGUGGGAUUCAUUGAGCCCAACCAGGCAAUGGUGGAGGUCGUGAGCUCGACAGGGAUGGUGUCCCCCAUGGGCCUGGCCCCUCUGCAUACUGGCCGUUCGUUCGCCUCUGGAACGAGCCACGACCUGUCCCGUCGUCUGGUAGACGCUAUAUAUCAAGAGACUGCGAUGCUGUAUCUCAACACGGUGCUCAGUGGUCCGAACUCCAAUGUGCCCGAAAUCAUUCGGUCGACGCACUUGAUCGUACAACUGCUGAGCCAACUGCCCGCCGGGGACCCCGACAGUGCACUUUUACUCCCACUGUGCCUGGCGGGGAGCAUGGCGGAUGCGCCGGCGCACCGAGAGUUGAUCAGGAGCAGGCUGCUUCAGGUCGGAAAGGAUAACGCGAACGUGCGGCAGAUAGCCGCGGUCGUGUUGGCGGUCUGGCAGCGCCGCGACGCUGGGGCGAGGAUGGUAGACUGGAGGGAUGUUAUGCUAGAACAAGGAUUGAGGCUUCUACUGGUUUGAAAGGUGGGAUUAACGCACCGACACGAAGCCGCUGGUCGCGCCGCCCGUACUCGUACAUCCGACUAUUUCCGGUCUUCUAAUCAUUCGCGACGUACUCAUACCCGUCUUGUACCAUUUGCUAUUUAAUGUCGUGUUGUCUAGAAUAUGUUGCAUAGAUGCUGUCAAUUGUCUUAUUUAGCGCAGAAUUGCUUUCGUACCACAAUCAAACUGUCUAUGUAUCUUGUAAUUUGGAAAACAUGACUAUGACGACCUCGUGAUAAAGCUGCGAUUC